This is a messenger RNA of Dromiciops gliroides (monito del monte), 3346 nucleotides long. RefSeq names its product zinc finger protein 585B-like. Bases 345 to 2702 code for a protein of 785 amino acids. Gene Ontology annotation, biological process: regulation of immune system process; regulation of cytokine production; negative regulation of transcription by RNA polymerase II. The transcript is spliced from 5 exons. NCBI's taxonomy places the organism in Eukaryota, Metazoa, Chordata, Mammalia, Microbiotheria, Microbiotheriidae. The record is from RefSeq and is a predicted model, not a curated record.
UAAGGAUGUGCUUCGAGGGGCGGAGCCGUCAGGGAGGUUCUGCACAGCAUCGGGCACCUGCAGAAGAUGCCGCCGUCUCCAGACUACGAUUCCCAGAAGGCCUUGCCCGUCCCAGGGGCUUUUUCCAAGGCCCAGGUUGGAGGAGGCGAGCCUCCUUGGCACGUCACUUCCGUUCCAUCCUGUGGCGUGCUUCUUGCUGCCCGUUUCUCCUUCUCUGUCCUCAGACGACUUGCGAGGGGCCGAGCGGCAACCAAAAGCGGGGCCGGGCCUAGCCAGCAGCCAGAACCCCUCCCUCUCGUGGACUCUGCCCUGCCCCAGGAGGUGGGAGCCCCGAGGAAGAGAACAUGGAGUCUUUCCCCCCGACAGAUCGUCCCUGCAAGGAAACAGUGACAUUCCAGGAUGUGGCUGUGGAAUUCACCUGGGAGGAGUGGUUAUAUUUGAACCUAUCUCAGAAAAAGUUGUACAGGGAUGUGAUGCUGGAGAACUAUAGGAACUUGUUCUCUUUGGGAUUUGCAAUUUCCAAACCAGAUGUGAUCUACCAGUUGGAAAGAAAGGAAGCAUCUUGGAUGCCAGAGGCAGAUAUUCCACAAAGCAGCUGUCCAGGGAGCAAAGAAUUUACUGGAGAGAAAUCUUAUGAAUGUAGUGAAUGUGGGAAGACCUUCAGGAAUAAGACACAACUUACUGUGCAUCAGAAUAUUCAUGCUGGAAACAUUCUUUAUGAUUGUAAAGAGUGUGGGAAGGCUUUCCUCUACAAGUCAGCACUUACUCUACACCAGAGAAGCCAUACUGGAGAGAAACCUCAUGAAUAUAGUGAGUGUGGGAAGGCACAACUUACAGGGCAUCAGAGAAUUCAUACUGGAGAGAAACCUUAUGAAUGUCAGGAAUGUGGGAAACUUUUCCCUCGAAAGUCAGAUCUUAUUAGCCAUCAACUAAAUCAUAGUGGAGAGAAACCUUAUGAAUGUAGUGAGUGUGGGAAGGCCUUCAGGAGAAAGUCACACCUUACUGUGCAUCAGAGAGUUCAUACUGGAGAGAAACCUUAUGAAUGUAGUGAGUGUGGGAAGGCUUUCAGGAUUAAGGCACAAUUUACUUUGCACCAGAGUAGUCAUACUGGAAAUACUCUUUAUGAAUGUAAACCGUGUGGGAAGUCUUUCAUCUGCAACUCAGAAUUUAUUCUCCAUCAGAGAAUUCAUACUGGAGAGAAGCCUUAUGAAUGUAGUGAAUGUCAGAAGACAUUCAGGAGUAAAGCACAACUUACUGUGCAUCAGAGAAUUCAUAGUAAAGGCAGUCUUUAUGAAUGCCAGGAAUGUGGGAAGGCUUUCCCUCGCAAGUCAGAUCUUAUCGGCCAUCAAGUAAAUCACACUGGAGAGAAACCUUAUAAAUGUGUAUGUGGGAAGUCUUUCAAUAGGAAGUCAAAUCUUACAGUUCAUCAGAGAAUUCAUACUGGAGAGACACCUUAUAAAUGUAGUGAAUGUGGGCUGGCCUUCAGGGUUAAGAGACAGCUUACUGUGCAUCAGAAAAUACAUACUAGACAGAAUCUUCAUGAUUACAAGGGGGGUGGGAAGGCUUUCCAUCACAAGUCAGAUCUUAGAAAACAUCAAAAUAGGGUAGAGAAACCUUAUGAAUGUAAUGUAUGUGGGAAGGCCUUCAAGAUGAAAUCACAUCUUACUUUGCAUCAGAGAGUUCAUACUGGAGAGAAACCUUAUAAAUGUAGUGAAUGUGGGGUGGUAUUCAGGCGUAGGACACAGCUUACUGUGCACCAGAGAAUUCAUACCGGAGAGAAUCUUUAUAAAUGUAAGGAGUGUGGGAAGACUUUCUUCUACAACUCAGUAUUUAUUCUACAUCAAAGAAUUCAUACUGGAGAGAAACCUUAUGAAUGUAAUGAGUGUGGGAAAGCCUUCAGGAGUAAGACACAACUUACUGUGCAUCAGAGAGUUCAUCCUGGAAAAAUUCUUUAUGAAUGUAAAGAGUGUGGAAAGGCUUGCCACUACCAUUCAGAACUUAUUCACCAUCAAAGAAUUCAUACUGGAGCUAAACCUUAUACAUGCAGCGAAUGUGGAAAGGCCUUUAAGAAUAAGAGAAUUCUUACUGUACAUAAGAGCAUUCAUACUGGAGAGAAACCUUAUGAAUGUAGUGAAUGUAGGAAGACAUUCAGGUGUAAGACACAACUUACUUUUCAUCAGAGCAUUCAUACUGGAGAGAAACCUUAUGAAUGUAGUGACUGUGGGCAGGCCUUUAGGAGUAAGACACAGCUUACUGUGCAUCAGAGAAUUCAUACUGGGGAGAAACCCUUUGAAUGUAAUGAAUGUGGGAAAGCUUUCAGAAGUAAGGCACAUUUUACUGUUCAUCAGAGAAUUCAUACUGGAAAGAAACCUUAUGAAUGUAGUGAAUGUGGGAAGGCCUUCACUAGAAAGCCACAACUUACUGUGCACCAGAGGCUUCACACUGGAGAGAAACCUUAUGAAUGUUCUAAAUGUAAGAAGUCAUUCAGGAGUAAGAUACAACUUACUUUUCAUGAGAGUAUUCAUACUGGAGAGAAACCUUUUGAAUGUAGUGAAUGUAAGAAGGCCUUCAGAAGUAAGGCACAGCUUACUGUACAUCAGAGAAUUCAUACUGGAGAGAGACCUUAUGUAUGUAGUAAAUGUGGAAAGGCCUUCAGGAGUAAGGCAUAUCUUAAUGUGCAUUGGCGAAUUCAUACUAGAUAAAUUCUUUAUGAAUGUAAGGAAUGUGGGAAGACUUACCACUUCACUUAAGGACUUGACAUCAAAUAAUCCGUGCUUGUGUUUUUUGAAAUUGACUGCUAUUGUUAUUGACACCAGUUUUUGAUAAGUAUAUUAUUAUUUAUUAAUAUUAUAUCAGUAAAGGAUUGACCUUAUGUCUCUCUUAACUUCUCUUGGUCUUGGGCCUUGUGGUAGAGAAAGCAGGGAGAGAGUUUCAGCAUGCCAGUUAGCACGAUUAGGAAAAAAGACCCAUGCUGUCUCCCAGAGAUAGCACAUGGUCUCAAGGAGAGCUGAGAUCAGCCCCAGAAGACCCUGUAAAGACCCAUGCUGUCCUAAAAAGACCAUAAAGCCUAAAAUACCUCUAAUCCCAUCUUCCCAGGGUUUUUAUGCUCUUGAUAGAGGCAGGUCAUACAUGGAUCAAAGCUAAUUGAUUAGCAUGAUUCAAUUCCAUUGGUUGACACAUUAUGUACACAUUAUGUAUUGGUAUGACACAAUGUACAUUGAGUACAUUAAAAUGAACUCUACAGAUGACAUCAGAGAAAAGAAUGCCAAACACCCUCACUCAAGUUUUUUGUUUUGGUUUGGUUUUUUGCGGUGCAAUGAGGGUUAAGUGACUUGCCCAAGGUCAC